AUGAAGACUGACUUGGUGGGGAUCUCAGGCCAAAAGCAAGGGGCCAGCAAGGAGAAGGAGAUGCGUGGCAUAGAGUUAUUGAACACGCAAGGCAGCCUGGACUCCAACAGGGAGGACAGCAGAGCUACUCUUAUCCUGACCCUCACCCUCUGCAAUGUCAGGAGGAUUGAGCUCUCUAAGGCAGCCAAAGUCUUUGAGACUUUUGAAGCUCAGAUACAUCACUUUGAAACCAGAUGAGCCAAGAAGCCCAAGAACUCUGCUGUUGAUAUUUUUGUUGAAUGUGAAGUUCACAGUGCUGAUGUUUGUCCCCUUAUCAUUUCCUUAAAGAGAGUAUCAGAGGAUGUGGGAACUAGCAGUGAAGACAAAGUGCCCUGGUUUCCUAGGAAAGUCCAAGAUAUGGACAAAUGUCACUAUCUGAUCACUAAGUAUGAUCCCAGUUUGGACCAUGGUCACCCUGGAUACACCCACAUGGAGUAUAAGAAACGGAGGGCAUUCUUUGCUGAUCUUGCCUUUAAUUACAGAGCAGGAGACCCUUUGCCUCGUAUUGAAUACACAGCACAGGAGACUGCAACUUGGAGAGAAGUCUACAGGAAGCUGAGCAGCCUUUACCCUACCCAUGCUUGUACGCAGUAUCUGGAUGCUUUCCAGCAGCUGAAGAAAUACUGUGGCUACCAAGAGAAUAACAUACCUCAACUUCAGGAUGUCUCCAGCUUUUUAAAAGAGAGAACGGGUUUCCAGCUGAGACCAGCUGCAGGGCUGCUAUCUGCUCGUGACUUCCUUGCCAGCCUGGCAUUUCGUGUCUUCCAGAGCACACAGUAUAUAAGGCAUUUCUCUUCUCCUAUGCAUUCCCCAGAACCAGACUGCUGCCAUGAGUUACUGGGUCAUGUUCCCAUGCUAGCUGACAAGGAGUUUGCCCAGUUCUCACAGGAUAUUGGACUGGCUUCUCUUGGAUCAUCUGAAGCGGAGAUUGAGAAACUGGCCACAGUUUAUUGGUUCACCGUGGAGUUUGGUCUCUGCAAGCAAAACGGAACCAUCAAAGCUUAUGGGACAGGAUUGCUUUCGUCAUAUGGGGAGCUUAUGUAUGCUUUAUCCAACGAGCCAGAGUACAAGCCUUUUGAUCCAGAAGUGACUGCAGUUCACCCCUAUCAGGAUCAAGCCUUUCAACCUGUCUAUUUCAUAGUGGAAAGUCUGGAAGAUGCCAAGGCCAAGCUUCAAAACUACGCAAUGAAGAUCAAGUAGCCUUUUCCUCUGCACUACAACCCAUUCACCAGCAGUGUAGAGGUUAUGAACACACCUCAGAAAGUCAAGAAGGCACUCUGUCAGAUGAAAGAGGAAUUGAAAAACCUCUGCUUGGCCCUUGAAAACAUCUCUUAAAACUACAACAGUACAACUCACCUGGCACUGAGAUACUUGUAGACAGUUCCAGCACUUGAAGAUUUAGUGAUGAAGUUGUAGUUGCAUAUGAAAGUUUUUAAGCCACAAAACAGCUCUGUUAAGCUAAUCUUUUCAGUGUCAUUUAGGCUGCUGACUUAGCCGCAGUAAUAAGUUCCUGUUGAGUAUAUUUCAAUGACAAGCAAGACCAAAUUACUCCAAUUUUUGGUAAGUGAUAUGAGCUACAGCUGUUUGGAGUGCAUUUAUCUGUUAUUAUUGGUCUCUUACAAUUUUUUUUAUUCACCUGCCACCUUUUCAAGUUAUAUGUCACAGAAUAGCACAGUAACUCUUCUG
Messenger RNA from Melopsittacus undulatus (budgerigar), 1725 nucleotides. Its product is annotated as tyrosine 3-monooxygenase-like. Gene Ontology annotation, biological process: dopamine biosynthetic process from tyrosine. Gene Ontology annotation, molecular function: tyrosine 3-monooxygenase activity; iron ion binding. The transcript has 12 exons. Gene Ontology annotation, cellular component: perikaryon; axon; cytoplasm. The record is from RefSeq and is a predicted model, not a curated record. NCBI's taxonomy places the organism in Eukaryota, Metazoa, Chordata, Aves, Psittaciformes, Psittaculidae.